Anastrepha ludens (Mexican fruit fly) is the source of this 3155-nucleotide messenger RNA. RefSeq lists its product as uncharacterized. Lineage: Eukaryota; Metazoa; Arthropoda; Insecta; Diptera; Tephritidae. The coding region runs from base 1043 to 2713 and encodes 556 amino acids. The transcript is spliced from 2 exons. The record is from RefSeq and is a predicted model, not a curated record.
GAAUAAGCAAAGCCAUGAGUACUGCAAGCAAAUAUAAAGAAAUAUUUGAAAUUUUUUAAAGAUUAAUUUACCUGAAAAUUGCGGAGCCCAGAGGAGUUAAUAUUGAGUAAAUAUUGAUUUUCCCUUUAACUGGUGUUGGCCAAACUAAUAAGCUUCAUGUUUGUGCAUACAGAUGUACAUAUGCAUAUUUAUAUGUAUGUACAUAUGUAUGACUGCAUUUACCGAAGCUAGCCUAAAGCCUACAUUGUCGUUUCCUUGCAUUUCCUGUAUAUUUUUUGACAAUGUCUGCACAUUCAAACUGUCUUUCAGGCGCGCCACGGAAGUGUUGGAGCGCCAAACAAAAUGUGAUGCGACGCUCUGUGCCUGUGUUUGUGCAACAUAAGGCGGACGUUACUCGUUGUAGAGAGAGAAAUAAUGCGCACCGCAGCGCGCGCAAAGGUCACCGCGCAAAAGCGAUUACGUGAAAGCCCUGCAAUAUGUUGGACCUGUGGCAACAGCCAGCAGCAAGCAACUAGCAGUAGCAGGUAACUGGCUGGUAGGAACCAUCAGGCAGGCUACUAGCAGAGAUGUGUCUGUUGAUGUGCCGCAGCGUUGGCUUGGCUGCUCUAGGGAAGAUUUUGUGCGCCGCUGCCGCUGUUUUGACUUCGUUUUUAUCGUGCGAUAUUUCAGGUGUGUGUGCUUGUGGGCAAUUUUGGGUCUCAGCCGCGCUCCCUGUCUGCUUGCUAAUACAUAUUUUUCGUUAGUGCUGGAGUGUGCGCUUGCUGGUGGUGGCUCUGGCAGCUGGCUUGCUGCUUCGCGCUGUGACUGCGCGCUUAAGCAGCUGUGUGGCUCGGGCCGUUUGUUGCUGGUGGUUGGCUGGCAGACUGGCGUACCGCUUACAUAAUAUCCGAAUGUGGUGUAUAAAACACUGCACUGUGUCAGUUGGCGUAUCAUUUGCAGUUUAACAUUCAACGAAUUCACAGACCGGAAGCGAGACACAAAGACGGUCUGAAGCUCCUGGCGUAGUUACAAAAAGAGUGAUUUGAUUUUUCCAGCAGACAAAAUGGCCAAGUGGUUCAUUUUGAGCGCUUUACUGCUAGCCAGUUGUGCGGUGCAUGGUAAGCCCACAUUCGGCAAGGAACACGUACAUAUUCGCAUCCAUCUGGCCGAUGAACAUGGUGAUCAUGGUCAUGGAGGCGGUGGUGGCCAUGGAUAUGGCGGUGGCGGUGGACAUGAUGACAUAAUCGGACCAUUAACAGGUGGACUAUUGGGCGGUGGCCUCAUCGGUGGUGGUCAUGGCGGGGGUGGCGGCCACGGUCACGGUGGCGGUGGUGGUCAUCACGAAACCAUCAUUUUAGAUGGUGGUGGUCACGGUGGUGGUGGCGGUGGUGGAGGUCAUGGGCACGGCGGCGGCGGUGGUGCUCAUCAUGAAACCAUUAUUUUAGAUGCUGGAGGUUAUGGUGGUGGUGGCGGAGGUGGAGGUCAUGGACACGGCGGCGGCGGCGGCGGUGGUCAUCAUGAAACCAUCAUUUUAGAUGGUGGUGGUCAUGGUGGCGGACAUGGCGGCGGACACGGUGGCGGUCAUGGUGGUGGUCAUGGUGGUGGUCAUGGUGGCGGUCACGGUGGUGGUCAUGGAGGUGGUGCUGAAACUCAUACUCUUAUCAUAUCGGACGCAGGCGGUCAUGGUGGACACGGUGGUAGCGGUGGCGGCGGCUACGGUGGCGGAUACAGUGCAGGCGGACAUGGCGGUCAUGGCGGUGGGGCAGCUCACGUGGAUACUUAUGCCAUCAUUAAAGAAUCUGGUAGUGGUUAUAGUGCAGGCGGUCAUGGUGGAUAUGGCGGUGGCGGCGGCGGCAGUGGCGGUGAUUCACAUCACUUAGCUAAGAUAGCAGCAUUGGCGGCAACAACUGGUGGAUCCCACAGCAGCGGCGGGGGCGGUUAUAGUGGUGGCGGCUAUGGCGGUGGCGGUCAUGAUGCCAGCCAUUUAGCAGCGGUGGCAGCCGCAGCAGAUGCAUCCGGACAUGGAGGCAGUGGUGGUGGUGGCUACGGCGGUGGCGGUCAUGAUGCCAGCCAUUUAGCAGCGGUGGCAGCCGCAGCAGAUGCAUCCGGACAUGGAGGCAGUGGUGGCGGUUAUGGUGGUGGUGGCUACGGCGGAGGCGGUCAUGGUGGAGGUCAUUUAGCUGCAGUGGCAGCCGCAGUGGAUGCAUCCGGACAUGGUGGCAGCGGCGGAGGUUAUGGUGGAGGCGGUUACAGCAGCGGCGGUGACGCACAUUCGAUUGCCAACAUUGCAGCAAUAGCAGCUUCAAGCGACUCACACGGUAGUGGCGGCGGCGGCGGCGGCUAUGGCGGCAGCAGUUAUGGUGGCGGUGGACACGAUGAUGCCAAGAUUGCAGCGAUCGCCGCAUCCUCCAGCAGCGGUUCUAGCGGCUAUGGCGGCGGUGGUUACAGUGGCGGAGGCCACAGUGGAGGCGGCGGCUACAGCGGUGGAGGCUACAGUGGUGGUGGUGGCUACGGCGGUGGUGGCGGCGGCGGUCAUGUCGACACAGCUAUUGUCGCCUCAGCAGCUAGCGCGCACAGCGGCUCAAGCGGCGGCGGCGGCGGCGGUGGAGGCUACAAUUAUGCACCAUCGUCCGGUAGCGGCUGGCAAUCGUCUGGUAGCGGAUGGCAAUCAUCUGGCAGCGGCGGUUGGGCGACGUCAGGCGGUGGCGGCGGCAUCGGCUGGUACAAACGCUGAUGACCGCCGCGUAUUGACAACGCGCUCAUACAUAAAACAGCCACCCAAAGUUUAGUUGCUAAGCAAGCGCAUAAAUAUGUUUUCUAAUGUUGUAGAUACGCCUAAGAUUAAGCAUAUUUAUUCUAGUCCACUAAUGUUGAGGCCAAGAAUAGCUGAGCAGCCUGAGAAAGAGAUGGAAAGAGGCGUGCUACACAUGCGCCUCCGUCGUCAACGUCUGCCAUUUGAAUUAAUUGAAAGGUCAAAGGUCAUGCGGCUGUUCGCCACAAAUAUCACGUCACGCCUCAGCUCGUUCAUUUUAAAUUAUGAUCGACAAACGCAAAUCAUUGUUUUUUGUUUUACAUACAUAAAUACAUUAUUUUUUAAUUUUAACGAAUUUGAACACUUCUAUUUAAAGAAAAGUGUGCUAAAUAAAUCUAAUUUAUAUACUAAUUUUUAUAUUUAA